Messenger RNA from Beta vulgaris subsp. vulgaris (sugar beet), 909 nucleotides. RefSeq lists its product as uncharacterized. The coding region runs from base 1 to 909 and encodes 302 amino acids. The transcript has 2 exons. The record is from RefSeq and is a predicted model, not a curated record. NCBI's taxonomy places the organism in Eukaryota, Viridiplantae, Streptophyta, Magnoliopsida, Caryophyllales, Amaranthaceae. Gene Ontology annotation, molecular function: nucleic acid binding; zinc ion binding.
AUGGAGGGCGUUAAAACUUCGGAGGAUCUCGCAAAUAACAAUCCUGAUAAAGUGUCAUUUAAAGAGGUGGUUUCUAAUUCCACGCAAUGGUUUUCAGAAGCAAAGGCAAUAUAUCUCAAUUAUAUGGAUUGGGAUGAACCUGAAAUUGAAUCUCCAAAUGGAGAAAAUGUUGUUCUCUUCUCAAAGGAGAAAUUAACACAACUUCGUCAACCAUGGGGGCUAAAAUUAAUGGGAAAAUGCUUGGGUAUCACUGUGCGACCAUCUUUUAUGACUCAAAAAGUUCGUUCCAUGUGGAAACCCCGUGGCACAAUUGAGGUUAUUGAUUUAGGGAAGGAAACUUAUCUGUUUAGAUUCAGUUUAAGCGAUGAUUAUGAAAAAGCUUUAUUUGGGGGGCCAUGGUAUGUGUUGAAUCAUUACUUGAUGUUGAAUCAAUGGCAACCAAACUUCAGACUAACUCAAAACCCGUUUGAUAGGCUUGUUAUUUGGGUUCAUAUUCCGGAAUUGCCUGUGGAAUACUAUGAUAAGGAGGCUUUAUUCAUAAUAGCAAGCAAAUUAGGAAAGCCAAUUGGUGUAGAUUAUGCCACCAAUCACCUUACUAGAGCCCGAUAUGCGAGAAUAAUUUUAUAUGAAAACCUCCAUUCCUUGUGCUUCCAUUGCGGGCGAAUUGGGCAUCUGAAAGGACAAUGUGCUGGCCUGAAAGGAAAAGCUCCUGUUGAACAACAUGCUCAUGCAGACUCUAACAAGAUGGAUGGGCCAGAUGUCAACCAAUUGGGCUCUCCUCAACUGAGAGAUCGAGGUGUUUCUACCAUAAAUAACAUGGGGAGGACAAAUCUUCGAAAUGGUCAGAAGAGGCAAAAUGGGUUUAACACUCUUGUUAGUCCACUGGAUUUUGAUAAUGUGAUGGUUUAG